UCUAUUCCUUAGCAACGCUUGGCUCCCUGGGAGUGGUGGCGGUUGAUUCAACAUGGCGGCAGCAUCGGAAAGGAGUGAAAAUUCGGGGAUAUUUUGGAUGAAUAGCGUGUCAGAUGAUGAACAGCCUUUGGUGUUUAUUCCUGGGGUGGACGGAGAGGUGAAGAGUCAGGCCCCUUUUAACCUGAGACCAGUCAGCAGCAGGGCAUCUAAGAAAAGAGGCAACAAGAUGGGAAUGAAGGGUACUUCUGACUGUAAAAAACAAGCCACACAAAGAACAGAAGUCAAAAAGCAGAACCACUUACAAAGUGAUCACUCAGGGGCUUAUACUAAGGAAAAAGUGUCUGUCCACCACAAUGCUGCUGUGAUGACACCUCAAACCCUUUCCUCAGAUACUUUCCUCCCUGUCUCACAGGUAAUUUCUGAAAUCAGCAAAGCUAAGAGUGAGGUCUGUUUGAAAGACCUUUGUCCUGAAGAUAAACGACGAAUUGCAAACCUCAUUGAAGAACUAGCUAGAGUGAGCGAGGAGAAAGAAGAGUCGGUGCAGCGUCUGAAAGACGAACAGGGAAAUUUUGAACGCAAGAUUCAGCAGCUAGAGCAACAGAACCUGUUCAUAGCACAGGAAAGGGAAAGUCUGCAGCAGCAAUACAAAGAGUGCCAGGAGCUGCUUGGGCUCUACCAGCAAUACAUUUCUCAGCAACAGGCAAAACUCAAUCAGUCCAUUGCCCAGCUCAGCCAGACAUCAAGUCACAGCAAGGUGCAUAGUAGUGAGGAACUCCCCAGCAGGACAUCUACAAGCAGAGCUAAUAGCUCACUCUUUGAUGGCUCAUACCUCAGCCAUGCUGCUACUGCAGCACCCCAACCUCGAUACAGGAAUGGUGAUAGAAGAAGAGGAACAGUAGAGACCUUUAGGAACACUGUUGGUCUUUCCUGUGUUAGAGAGUUAAGUCCAACUGAUGGGCCAGUCAAACAGCAUAAUGGUCAGAAAAUGGAGUGCAGUGGCGCACACUCAUGCCACAGAUGUGAUCAUUGUGAAUGCAGUGAUCAUGACACUGUCUAUGGAACACAGCAACGAAGAAAUCACAGUGGCUCUCGUCUAGUUACUGGCCUUCGUGAUACCUUUAACCAAGAUGAGUGUAAAAGGCUCCAUAGUGGAAAUAUCAUGGACUCUGAGGCCAAGGAAGCUUUGACCAGACCUCUGCUGGGUCAGGAGGACUGGGAGGAGAAGAAGCACCAGCUGCUGCUGCAGAAGAUGCAGUUAGAGAUGGAGAGAGAGAGGCUGCAUGCACGGCUGGCUGAGCAGGAGGAAAGACUCCAGAGACAGAAUCAGCAACUACGGCAGUCACAUCUUGAUUACAAGAGGUUUCAACAAGCUUUUCAAGCUGAGCUCAGCAGCUCAAAUACUCGCACUGGAGGUACAGAAGAGCAGAAUCCUUCCCACCAAGAUUUACCCCCCAGUGUGUGUGAAGAUGCAGAGGUACAUCCUGCAGGACAGAGCUUGCAUGAAAAACAUUCACAAACUGUACCUGAUCAUCUGAACAAUGGCAGUGGACAUUUAAAACAGUCCACAAGAGACGUGGCCACAUCUCCAGCAAAGUUAUCUGCAGGCCUGAGUAAGGCCACCUCAAUAUCUGCAGUCCCAAAAACCCCAGACACCAGCAGGAAAAGCAGUCAGGGGAUGAAACUCUGGCAGAGUGACGAUUGGAGAGAAGCUUAACAGGAGUUAACAGGUGAGCCGGUCAGCUAGUCCAGCUUAUGCUUCCUCUCUCACCGCUGAUGACGCCCUCUCCCUGGGCCCCCUUAAGUGAUGUUGGAGACUGGAGGACUUGUUCUCGGAACAACGGGGCGUGCAGCAGAUCAUCACGGAGGCCGGGUGCCGAGCUUUUAUGGUUUUGUUUUUUCUGAUUACUUGUUUUUGUUUUCAGUUCAGUUUAGCGUCAGUUAGUUUCCAGAGUGGGUUUGCUAGUUUCAAUUUAGUUUUCAGUGCUUGAAAAUGUUUAGUUGUA
Molecule: messenger RNA, 2003 nt
Organism: Archocentrus centrarchus (flier cichlid)
Lineage: Eukaryota; Metazoa; Chordata; Actinopteri; Cichliformes; Cichlidae
Product: KIAA1328 ortholog
Exons: 12
Coding region: 53-1714 (553 amino acids)
Source: RefSeq, a predicted model, not a curated record